AAGGCUAUCCUAUAGGCUUGAACUUGAACUGGCAUGACAUCUAUCUCGUCUCGGCGUUUGCGCAAAGAGCUCAAUGAAAUACAGACAGAGGGAUGUCCAACGGGCAUCACACUACUUAGUGCGGACAACUUUGAGACGUGGUUCUUCUCUAUAGAGAUUCUGGGAGAAAGUUUAUACCAGGAGGAGGUAUUCAAGCUGAUGUUUCGCUUUGACCCGAGCUACCCGAUCUCGGCGCCUGCAGUCCAGUUUGUCGUUGACCAGGACUGGAAGGCACCUGUGCAUCCGCAUGUAUACUCUAAUGGACAUAUCUGCGCUUCUAUCCUUGGAACUGAAUGGUCACCAGUUCUAAGCGUCUCCGCUGUGUGUGUAACCCUGCAGAGUAUGCUCGCGUCAUGCAAGUCGAAGGAACGGCCUGUGGAUAAUGACAGGUACGUUCGAUACGCACCCGAUAAUCCAAAGAAGACACGGUUCCACUAUGACGAUGAUACGGUCUAGCUGUUGGAUAUAUCUUGAGCCUAGUAAAUGCAAAUGUUGUACUACUAAACCGAAGGGAUCACUGAGACAAUGCGAGGAGUCACGUUCCAGUUCUUUGGAUCGAAUCAUGGGAUUUUUUACUCUAACUAGACGGGCAUCAGAUUUGCAUCAGACUUCACCAACGACACUUUUAGACUCC
This is a messenger RNA of Suillus paluster, 673 nucleotides long. Its product is annotated as UBC-like protein. Bases 34 to 495 code for a protein of 153 amino acids. The transcript is spliced from 10 exons. NCBI's taxonomy places the organism in Eukaryota, Fungi, Basidiomycota, Agaricomycetes, Boletales, Suillaceae. The record is from RefSeq and is a predicted model, not a curated record.